GUGCUGGUGCCCCCCCGCCACCCGGCGCUGCGGCGGGCACUACCGGCGGGCGCUCCCGGGCUGCGUUGGUGAACGGCGGCGGCAGCAGCAGCUCGUCCCCGGGCAGCACAGCGGGACCCCCUCCCCACAAAGGCGAGCCAAGCCCCUGCCCCACCGCAGCUCACCCCCCCGGGGCCAGCCGGCGCAUCCCAGCGGAAUGGGGAAGCAGAACAGCAAACUGCGCCCGGAGAUGCUGCAGGACCUGCGGGAAAACACCGAGUUCUCCGAGCUGGAGCUGCAGGGUUGGUACAAGGGCUUCCUGAAGGACUGUCCCUCGGGCAUCCUCAACGUGGAGGAGUUCAAGAAGAUCUACGCCAACUUCUUCCCCUACGGCGACGCCUCCAAGUUCGCCGAGCACGUCUUCAGGACCUUCGACACCAACGGCGACGGCACCAUCGACUUCCGAGAGUUCAUCAUCGCCCUCAGCGUCACCUCCCGCGGCAAGCUGGAGCAGAAGCUCAUGUGGGCCUUCAGCAUGUACGACCUGGACGGCAACGGCUACAUCAGCCGGGAGGAGAUGCUGGAGAUCGUGCAGGCCAUCUACAAAAUGGUCUCCUCGGUGAUGACCAUGCCUGAGGAUGAAUCCACUCCCGAGAAAAGGACGGACAAAAUCUUCCGGCAGAUGGAUACCAAUAAUGACGGCAAGCUCUCGCUGGAGGAGUUCAUCAUAGGUGCCAAGAGCGACCCGUCCAUCGUGCGCCUGCUGCAGUGUGACCCCAGCGGUGCCACACAGCUCUGAGCCCUGCGACCCUCCCCCCCCCCCAGCUCCCGACGCAGCCCCCCCCCCCCCACGGCCCCCCACGACCCCCUGAUCACUGCCACUGUUCCUUGCCCGUCCCUUGUGGUGCCCACCGCCGUGCCCCCGUGGCCCCUCUGGGGAGAGAGACGGAGCUUGGCUGAGGUUGGGGGGCAAGGGGAUGGUCCCCGUGGCUGGGGGGGCUCCUGCGCUGGUUCAGACGGGGGAAGGAUGGAGGCAGGGUCUGCCCCGAGCGAGGACAGUCCCCUCAAGCACGGGGGACUGGGAGCGAGGGGACAACCCUGCCAGGUGAGAGAGGCUGGAGGUGAAGCCACCGCUGCCCCUCCAGCGGUGCAGGGACAUGGCCCAGGGGACAAACGCUCGAUGGCUCUGGGGUCUCCCAGCACCCUCCAUGCAUGAACACACUGCCAGAGACGUGGGGCCAGGCCAGCCCCUUCCCCACGGCCGGGGGCCAAGGGAGGGGCCACGCUUCUGGCCUUUUAAUACCUGCAAAAUAAAGUUCGUGUCAGUGCAGCCA
This is a messenger RNA of Pogoniulus pusillus (Red-fronted tinkerbird), 1313 nucleotides long. RefSeq names its product hippocalcin (gene HPCA). The coding region runs from base 197 to 778 and encodes 193 amino acids. The record is from RefSeq and is a predicted model, not a curated record. NCBI's taxonomy places the organism in Eukaryota, Metazoa, Chordata, Aves, Piciformes, Lybiidae. The transcript has 4 exons. Gene Ontology annotation, molecular function: calcium ion binding.